Bufo bufo (common toad) is the source of this 2085-nucleotide messenger RNA. It is a transcript of the gene OGN, whose product is annotated as osteoglycin. The coding region runs from base 199 to 1080 and encodes 293 amino acids. NCBI's taxonomy places the organism in Eukaryota, Metazoa, Chordata, Amphibia, Anura, Bufonidae. Gene Ontology annotation, molecular function: protein binding. The transcript has 7 exons. The record is from RefSeq and is a predicted model, not a curated record.
CAUACACAGAAUGAGGUGUUCCCCUGCAGCAGAUGGAGAUUAUUCACAUCUGGGCUGUACAGCUCAUCUAAUGCACUUCUGAAUGACAGCCAGAAGCACUGAGAAUCAGGGAACACAAGGCACUGAGAAAGGAUUUUCCUCAAGAAAACGGUUUUAGAAGUAGAGCUGCGUCCUCCGAGUGAGACUUCCAGGACAGCCAUGAAGCGGACGAUGCAUAUGUGGUGCUCGGUCAUCUUGCUGCUCCCGUUCAUACAGUCGGCAUCUCCUGUGCAGCAACAAGAACUCGACUAUGAUGCUGACGACAUUUUUGAGGGAAUGCUGUUCAAGCAACACUUUGAACGACGCAAGGAAGAAGCAGCGGCAAACGAGCCAAAUGGACUUAUAGUUGCAAAAGGAAGGUUUAGGAGAGACCCCGAUGAAGAUGACAAAGAAACUAUUGAAGCCAAAGAUUUGCCUACAUGCCUGGCUUGUGUAUGUCUCAGCGGAUCAGUUUACUGUGAAGAAACAGAAAUCGAGGAAGUGCCCCCCUUGCCUAAAGAAACUGCUUAUCUGUAUGCUCGAUUCAACAAAAUUAAGAAAAUUACUGUGAAAGACUUUUCUGACUUUCCCACCUUGAAGAGGAUUGACCUUACCGGGAAUGAAAUAGUAGAGAUUGAAGAUAAAGCGUUUGAAAAGCUCGACAACCUUGAGCAGCUUUCACUUGCAGAAAACAAACUGACCAGGAUUCCAGCUUUACCAACAAAACUGACCUCAUUUAAUGCCAACAAUAACAUGAUUAAGAGCAAAGCCAUCAAAGCCAAUGCCUUCAAGAAACUGACCAAGUUAGCAUACCUCUACCUGGCUCAUAAUCAGCUGGAAAGCGUCCCAGCAAACCUACCUGAGAGCCUACGUGUCCUCCAUCUACAGUUCAACAACAUAGAUGCCAUCACAGACGACACAUUUUGCAAAGCAAAUGACACACGUUACCUACGACCCAGACUGGAUGAGAUCAGAAUGGAGGGAAAUCCAGUGAUCCUGGGAAAAUAUCCAAACAGCUUCACUUGCCUGAGAAUUUUACCUUAUGGCUCAUAUUUUAAAUAAUGGGUCUGUAUGGUUAACAUCAGAGUUACUUACCCGUUACCAGUCACCAGAAAUAAUUAGGUCACAAGUUUAAUGAUUUUAAGCAGGAAAUAGUUUCAGUUACAAUAAUUUAGAUAGAGCCUAUUAAACAGUAUAGCGGCGAUAACACAGUAGUGUGCAGCGACCUCUAUGCCACAGCCUCUUAUAGAAGAGAUAGGGACACACAGCAACAUAGCGCUCAUCUAUUGGAAAGGGAGUACGAAAAUUCUGUCCAUUAAAAAGGAUUUGCCACCUCUCCCGACCUCUCUGUAUUCCCCAUAACAGAACAAUGUUGAAGUGCUUUUUUAUUUUGUGUUCCUCUGUUAUUUCUUCUAGAAAUUCAUAAAUUAAUUGUCUGUUACCAGUUGGGGGUACAUGAUUUCUACACACUUUGACACUGUCAACGUCAGACACAAGGGGAAUGGUAACACCCAGCUGUCAAUUCCUUCAUAGGAGGAAUAACACAGAUUUGUAAGAAAAGAUGCCCCGGAUCUGUUAGCGAAUGGGGAAUACAAGUAAAAAAUAAAAAUUAAAAUCCCUCAAGCUUUGGGCAUCAGCCUUAAAAAUAAAACCUCUCUUUUCGAAGUAAUACCUGCAAAAAGAAACCACUAACCUCAAAAUGUCUCCAUUUCAUAAAACUUUACUAUCACCACCGGACCAAAUUCACGUUUAAAAGGGGUUAUCAGAGACCUAGUUUAGUAAGCCUCAAUCUAGUCCCCAUACAACUUUCCAAUUUACUUGCCUUUCAAAUUGUGCCUUGUUUGUCCGCUCUCAACCACCAGCUGGCUUCACUUCAACACGUCCUUUGCAGUGAGUAGUCGGGUCCCAUAAUCCCCAGCGUUGACGUCUGCUUCAGUGCUGAUACAAACCCCCCCCUUUGCGGCUCCUCCUCAUCAACCUCCCUAGUUUACACUCACUCUUCUCUGCACGUCAGCAGAGUAAACGAGCCGGGGAUUAACCAAGAUCUCCAAUGUGGGUCUCACCAGU